GCCAGGAAAGAGAUGCAGAUGCACCGCGCCAACUGGCUAAAGUGGGAAGCCAUGCAUCGGCUCCUGCAGGAAGCUUUGCUAAAGCCGGGCGCCGAUCCCACCCCCCAGGACAGAAAAUUCCUGGAAACCCUGGAACAGCAGCUGUUAGUAGUGGAGUUGAAACGGAUGCUUGAUCUCCAUUCGUCCCUGCCAAACGCCCGUCCGUCUGUCUUAGGCCUGGAAACCCGACAUUUAACCGAGUUCCAACCUGCUCGCCAAAACCUGGAACAAAUGCAAAAACAGCUCCCAGCCGAGGUGGAGAAGUUUCUAAAGGCCAAAUGUUUGGACGUACUCAGUUACUAUCGUCCCGAGAGCGAUAACGUUGGAGUCGCGGCCCAGACGAUAAUGCUCGGCGCCUUGGCGGAGAGCCUGGCCACCGAGAAGCAGCAUCUGAAGGAGGCCAGAGCUCAGCAGGAAGAGCUGGUCGGAUAUCUGGAGCAGCAGAAAGCGGCUUAUCCCCAG
Molecule: messenger RNA, 501 nt
Organism: Thamnophis sirtalis
Lineage: Eukaryota; Metazoa; Chordata; Lepidosauria; Squamata; Natricidae
Source: RefSeq, a predicted model, not a curated record